AAAAAGAAUUCACUUCUCAAAACAACAAGAUCUAAAAGAAACCAUAUUGUUAUUUUGUUUUUGUUUUGUCUCUCUCGAAUUAAUAGAAAUGGAGCCGAAGCAGAUCAAAGCUAUGUUCUUUAUCUUAACAAUGAUUAUGGCUUUGGUUUGUCAUCAUCAAUCAGAAGCUAUGCCAUAUAUUGGUCGACUGAAAUGCAUUGUAUCACUAAGGAGCGUUGAGGGUUGUAUGGAGGCCAUAGAGAAAGCUACAAAGGGAGACAAUCAUGGUUUGGAUAAGGAAUGCUGCGACGCCAUUCGUGGCCUCGCCAAUGACUGUUUGCCGAUUAUCUUCUCCGGAGGACCCGCCAUUGGCUUAGUCGUUCAAGCUGCUUGUUCCCGUAUAUUAGAUGACGUUAAUUAAUUAUAGAACAUAAUUAUAAUUAAAAAAAAGAGCUGGGUCACUAUACAAUUGUAUCAUGCAUGGUUUUUUUUUUAAAAAAGGGGAAAAGGGAGACAGAUAUAUCAAACGUCAAUAAACUGCUAUAUAAUUUUCUAGAACUGUAUGUAUUAUAUAAUAAUUUUUCUUUCCUGGCCGAA
Messenger RNA from Raphanus sativus (radish), 576 nucleotides. RefSeq lists its product as uncharacterized. The record is from RefSeq and is a predicted model, not a curated record. Gene Ontology annotation, cellular component: extracellular region; vesicle. Bases 89 to 400 code for a protein of 103 amino acids. The transcript has a single exon. Lineage: Eukaryota; Viridiplantae; Streptophyta; Magnoliopsida; Brassicales; Brassicaceae. Gene Ontology annotation, biological process: regulation of double fertilization forming a zygote and endosperm; regulation of protein localization to cell surface; double fertilization forming a zygote and endosperm.